Messenger RNA from Triticum turgidum subsp. durum (durum wheat), 975 nucleotides. The record is from the annotation of a GenBank genome assembly. Lineage: Eukaryota; Viridiplantae; Streptophyta; Magnoliopsida; Poales; Poaceae.
AUGCAAAAGCUUGGCUUUAGAAAUUUCCUCACAAUACUUUUCGUUGAGCGCAAUACCUGUUGCAAAAUGCAUCAGGCUAUGCGCCUUCCACAGUUUAUGGUAUUCUUGUUUGUUUGGUCAUCCCAAGUCGGUGCAAUAUCGUCGUCGCAUGGCGCAUAUGAUGAGAAUACGAAUCAAAUGAGGCAACAAUCACCCUGGAAUAGUAGCUGGCUACCCAGAAAAGCUACAACUAACAGUGGCGUCAACCAUUAUGCUCUAAUUGAGUACUACACAGAUUCUGUACUCUUCGGUGGCAUGUCAACGUUCGAUGUUUAUGGUAUGAAAAAUGUCAAUCACCAAAUAAGCUCAUCACACAUGUGUGUGAUCAAUCAAGGGAAGGACUUCAGUAGUCAUAAUGCUGCAAUAGCUGGAUGGACGGUUAGCCCAUCCGAAUAUGGUGAUAGCAAAACACACUUCUUUACACGAUGGACGGUUGAUGGGUAUAAGUCAACUGGAUGCUAUGACUUGAAAUGCGAUGGUUUUGUGCCAGUACAAAAUGCGCCUAUCACUCCAGGAGACACUCUAGACCACAAAAACGGAAAACUUAAGAUCACAAUCAAGAUAUUCAAGAAGAAAGAUGAUGGUGACUGGUGGUUGUACUUUGGUUAUGAUAAUCAAAGCCUUAGAGCUGUUGGAUUCUGGCCCAAAAGUAUCUUUAAUAAUAUGGCAGACCAUGCAAAUAUUGUAGAGUGGGGUGGUUACACAUUCUCUAAUUCCGGGAGUGCUAGUCCUGCAAUGGGCAGCGGCCACUGGCCUGGGAUACAUUCUGCAACUGUUCAAGAUGUUAGAUUUGUUGAUGACACUGGUAGAGGCUACAAAAUUGAUCCAUGGCCCGGGGGCCUUGUUGCUUCUAUCUCCCACAAAAAAUGCUAUGGAGCCGUUCUAUCUGUAGACGAAAUGUUUUACUAUGGCGGACCUGGUGGUUGUACUAUGUAG